Mesocestoides corti is the source of this 603-nucleotide messenger RNA. The record is from the annotation of a GenBank genome assembly. Lineage: Eukaryota; Metazoa; Platyhelminthes; Cestoda; Cyclophyllidea; Mesocestoididae.
AUGGACGAAACCUCGUUCCAUCCGUCCGUAGUGGGCGUUCGAAAGCCGAAGUGCGCCAGAUGCAGGAACCACGGCGUGAUCGCGUGGAUCAAGGGCCACAAGCGUUUCUGCGCGUUCCGCGACUGCAAAUGCGAGCAGUGCCUGCUUGUGGUGGAGCGUCAGCGAAUUAUGGCCGCGCAGGUCGCUCUCAAACGCAAACAGGCUGCCGAGGAUCUGGCUAUUCAGCAGCAACAAUUUCAACAUCAGAGCCACCUGCCAGAGUCACGAAAACCAUCUUCGCUCCAGAGCAGUGAUUCCAUGUCGAACAUCAGCAGCAGCAGCAGCAGCAGCAUCACUCCACCACCACCACCACCGCCCCCUGAUGAAGUGUCUUUAACUGAACACUACUCACCACCAGCAAUUCCACGACUUCAACGACAGCCAGUGCAGACGGUCUUGAAGCUGGGUGUGUGCCUGCAACAGCACAAGGACCUCCUAACACCGGAACUGCUCACACAACUGUUCCUACGACUGCCUCACCCGAUCUUCAUGACCUGCCCUGUCGCGUUACCGCCACCCCCUUUGUCUAGUGGUCACCCUCAACCCCCACCGACGUUUCCCUAA